Messenger RNA from Penicillium brasilianum, 1245 nucleotides. Lineage: Eukaryota; Fungi; Ascomycota; Eurotiomycetes; Eurotiales; Aspergillaceae. The record is from the annotation of a GenBank genome assembly.
AUGGAUAUUCGUGAUGGCUCACCAGUGUGUGUGGCUUCGACAGUUGAGCAGACAAGAGAAUCACCCGGGCCCUCUAGUGAUGGCUACUUCAAAUCUGCUCAAUGGAGUCCUGAUGGAACUACCCUUUUAGCAAACUCUGCUGAUCAUCAUAUCCGGUCAUAUAUCCUGCCCCCGGAUCUCUUGGAGAAGACUUCUACACACCAUCUAUCUCCAUACUCGACACUUCCUUCAGCGGAACCUACCUAUGCCACAGCUUUCUACCCAUUUUACAGCCUUCAGGAUCCCUCAACCACGUUAUUCCUGUCAUCUGUCCGUGAUCAUCCAAUUCGUCUAGCUUCCACACUUGCUCCAUCAUGCGUGGCUAGCUAUUCCCUAGUCAAUCCAACAACCGAGGCCUUUAUUACUCCGCACUCCAUGAUCUAUCCAUCCACGCUUGGGGGAACCCACUUCCUAACGGGCUCUGACAGCAUGAUUUGUCUUUUCGACGUAUCCCGUCCUGGAACCAGCGGUCCUGUCUCAUGGAUGCCGACUAUUCCCAGCAAGCGCAAACAGAUCGUCGGCGGAGGAGUCGGCAUGAAAGGCAUUGUGUCGGCGUUGGCGGUCAACCCAAGCGGUGAUGGUAUUCUAGCCGCGGGAACAUUCACCAGGCAUGUGGGACUGUAUAGUUCCAAUGGUUCUGGAGAACUCCUUGGCACCUUUAAUGUUGCAAAGACCGAUGCCAACCGCGCUAUUGGCGGUAAAGGUGUCACCCAGUUAUCGUGGAGCCCUUGUGGUCGGUAUUUGUUUAUUGCGGAGCGCAAGAGUGAUGGGGUCUUGGUGUACGAUAUUCGAGUCACGGGUCAGAUGCUGGGUUAUCUGCGUGGACGCAAGGCCAUGACGAAUCAGCGAAUGGAUAUUGAUAUCGUUUCUGCCGGGGCUGAUGGUUACGAAGUCUGGGCGGGAGGUACAGACGGAAUGAUGAGGGCUUGGAGGAAUCCCAUCUACUCUGCAGGAGGACAAGACCCGGACUGGGAGUUUAAAGUCCACGAUGAUGCUGUUUCAAGUACCGUGUUUCACCCUAUGGGCAACGUUGUCGCAACUUGCUCUGGUCAGAGGCACCGAGCCACGGAUGAUUCGUUUGACGAAGCCGAGUCAGACUCGGGCAUCAGCCAGGCUGAUAACAGCUUGAAGGUGUGGUCGAUGCCGUUCCUGGGAUCUAGUGAACAGGAUGAAAAUGCAGACGAAGGAUCGAAACUAGAGGAUUGA